This is a messenger RNA of Arvicola amphibius (Eurasian water vole), 4830 nucleotides long. It is a transcript of the gene Arhgap5, whose product is annotated as Rho GTPase activating protein 5. The record is from RefSeq and is a predicted model, not a curated record. Gene Ontology annotation, biological process: signal transduction. NCBI's taxonomy places the organism in Eukaryota, Metazoa, Chordata, Mammalia, Rodentia, Cricetidae.
GCCGGCGAGGGCGGGGGGAGCGCGCGGGCAGCGAGAGGCGAGCCGAGAGUGGAGGAGGCGGCGGCGGCGGGAGCGCUCCCCAGGAAUGUCGCUGCCGCCGCCACCGCCGGGGCCGCUGCCGUUGAGGAGGCGACGGAGGAGACCGGCGUUGUUAGGAAGAUGAUCUAUAUGAUCUUGAAGACCUUUCUUUGGCGAUGAAGGAACUACAAAGAACCAAAUAUAAUUCUGAAAUUCAGGAUCUGUAUUUUGAGAUGGUUUUAUUUUCAGAAUGAAAAGUAUAUAUGGUUGCCUUUUUGAAUGUAGAGACAUGAGAAAAGAGUUAUGAUGGCAAAAAACAAAGAGCCUCGUCCCCCAUCCUAUACCGUCAGUGUAGUUGGACUCUCGGGGACUGAAAAAGACAAAGGUAACUGUGGAGUUGGAAAAUCUUGUCUGUGCAAUAGAUUUGUACGCUCAAAAGCAGAUGAAUAUUAUCCAGAGCAUACUUCUGUGCUUAGCACCAUUGACUUUGGAGGCCGCGUAGUAAACAAUGAUCACUUUUUGUACUGGGGUGACAUAACACAAAAUGGUGAAGAUGGAAUAGAAUGCAAAAUCCAUGUCAUUGAACAAACAGAGUUCAUUGAUGACCAGACUUUCUUGCCUCAUCGAAGUACAAAUUUACAACCAUAUAUAAAACGUGCAGCUGCCUCUAAAUUGCAGUCAGCAGAAAAACUAAUGUACAUUUGCACCGAUCAGCUGGGUUUGGAGCAAGACUUUGAACAGAAACAAAUGCCUGAAGGGAAGCUUAAUGUAGAUGGAUUUUUAUUGUGUAUUGAUGUAAGUCAAGGAUGUAAUAGGAAGUUUGAUGAUCAACUUAAAUUUGUGAAUAACCUUUUUGUCCAGCUUUCAAAAUCCAAAAAGCCUGUGAUAAUAGCAGCAACUAAAUGUGAUGAAUGUGUGGAUCAUUAUCUUAGAGAAGUUCAAGCGUUUGCUUCAAAUAAAAAGAACCUCCUUGUAGUGGAAACAUCAGCACGGUUUAAUGUCAACAUUGAGACAUGUUUCACUGCAUUGGUACAAAUGUUGGAUAAAACUCGUGGCAAACCUAAAAUUAUUCCCUAUCUGGAUGCUUAUAAAACACAGAGACAACUUGUUGUCACAGCAACAGAUAAGUUUGAAAAACUUGUACAGACUGUGAGAGAUUAUCAUGCAACUUGGAAAACUGUUAGUAAUAAAUUAAAAAAUCAUCCUGAUUAUGAAGAAUAUAUCAACUUAGAGGGAACAAGAAAGGCCAGAAAUACAUUCUCAAAGCAUAUAGAACAACUCAAGCAGGAACAUAUAAGAAAAAGGAGAGAAGAAUAUAUAAGUACCUUGCCAAGGGCUUUUAAUACUCUCUUGCCUGAUCUAGAAGAGAUUGAGCAUUUGAAUUGGUUGGAAGCUUUGAAGUUAAUGGAAAAGAGAGCUGAUUUCCAGUUAUGCUUCGUGGUGCUAGAAAAAACACCUUGGGAUGAAACUGACCAUAUAGACAAAAUUAAUGAUAGACGGAUCCCAUUCGACCUCCUGAAAACUUUAGAAGCAGAAAAGGUCUAUCAAAACCAUGUACAACAUCUGAUAUCAGAGAAAAGAAGAAUAGAAAUGAAGGAGAAAUUCAAGAAGACUUUAGAAAAAAUUCAGUUCAUUUCACCUGGACAACCAUGGGAGGAAGUUAUGUGUUUUGUUAUGGAAGAUGAAGCAUUCAAAUACAUCACUGAGGCUGAUAGCAAAGAAGUAUAUGGUAGGCAUCAGCGAGAGAUAGUUGAAAAAGCCAAAGAAGAGUUUCAGGAAAUGCUUUUUGAGCAUUCGGAACUUUUUUAUGAUUUAGAUCUUAAUGCAACACCAAGUUCAGAUAAAAUGAGUGAAAUUCAUACAGUUCUAAGUGAAGAACCUAGAUAUAAAGCUUUACAGAAACUCGCACCUGAUAGGGAAUCUCUUCUCCUUAAGCAUAUAGGAUUUGUGUAUCAUCCCACUAAAGAAACCUGCCUCAGUGGCCAAUAUUGUACAGACAUUAAAGUGGAGCACUUACUUGCCAGUAGUCUUUUACAGUUGGAUCAUGGCCGCCUACGCUUGUAUCAUGAUAGUACCAAUAUAGACAAAGUUAAUCUUUUCAUUUUAGGGAAAGAUGGUCUUGCCCAGGAACUAGCAAAUGAGAUAAGGACUCAAUCCACUGAUGAUGAGUAUGCCUUAGAUGGAAAAAUUUAUGAACUUGAUCUUCGGCCUGUUGAUGCCAAAUCGCCUUACAUUUUGAGUCAGUUAUGGACUACAGCCUUUAAACCACAUGGGUGCUUCUGUGUAUUUAAUUCCAUUGAGUCAUUGAGUUUUAUUGGAGAAUUUAUUGGAAAAAUAAGAACUGAAGCGUCUCAGAUCAGAAAAGAUAAAUAUAUGGCUAAUCUUCCAUUUACAUUAAUUCUUGCUAAUCAGAGGGACUCCAUUAGUAAAAAUCUACCAAUUCUCAGGCAUCAAGGACAGCAGUUGGCCAACAAAUUGCAGUGUCCUUUUGUAGAUGUACCUACUGGUACGUAUCCUCGUAAAUUUAAUGAAUCACAAAUAAAACAAGCUCUAAGAGGAGUAUUGGAGUCAGUUAAACACAAUUUAGAUGUGGUGAGCCCAGUUCCUACCAAUAAGGAUGUGUCCGAAGCUGACUUGAGGAUUGUCAUGUGUGCCAUGUGUGGUGAUCCAUUUAGUGUGGAUCUCAUUCUUUCACCCUUCCUUGAUUCUCAUUCUUGCAGUGCUGCUCAAGCUGGACAGAAUAAUUCCUUAAUGCUUGACAAAAAUGAUUGAAAAAGGAGGCGAAUACAGAUCACAAUAUUGUCAUACCAUUCUUCAAUUGGAGUAAGAAAAGAUGAACUGGUUCAUGGGUAUAUAUUAGUUUAUUCUGCAAAACGGAAAGCAUCAAUGGGAAUGCUUCGCGCCUUUCUGUCAGAAGUUCAGGAUACCAUCCCUGUACAACUGGUGGCAGUUACUGACAGUCAAGCAGAUUUUUUUGAAAAUGAGGCUAUCAAGGAGCUAAUGACUGAAGGAGAACACAUUGCAACGGAAAUAACUGCUAAAUUUACAGCAUUGUAUUCUUUAUCUCAGUAUCAUCGGCAAACUGAGGUCUUUACACUGUUUUUCAGUGAUGUUCUAGAGAAAAAAAAUAUGAUAGAAAAUUCCUAUUUGUCUGAUAACACAAGGGAAUCCACCCAUCAAAGUGAAGAUGUUUUUCUCCCAUCUCCAAGAGACUGUUUUCCCUAUAACAACUACCCUGAUUCAGAUGAUGACACAGAAGCACCACCUCCUUAUAGUCCAAUUGGGGAUGAUGUACAAUUGCUUCCAACACCCAGUGACCGUUCCAGAUACAGGUUAGAUUUGGAAGGAAAUGAGUAUCCUAUUCAUAGCACCCCAAACUGUCACGAUCAUGAACGUAACCAUAAAGUGCCUCCACCUAUUAAACCUAAACCUGUUGUACCUAAAACAAAUGUGAAAAAACUGGAUCCAAACCUUUUAAAAACAAUAGAAGCUGGUAUUGGUAAAAAUCCAAGAAAACAGACUUCCCGGGUACCUAUGGCACAUCCUGAAGAUAUGGAUUCUUCAGAUAACUAUGCGGAACCAAUUGACACAAUUUUCAAACAGAAGGGCUAUUCUGAUGAGAUUUAUGUUGUCCCAGAUGAUAGUCAGAAUCGAAUUAUUAAAAUUCGAAAUUCAUUUGUAAAUAACACUCAAGGAGAUGAAGAAAAUGGGUUUUCUGAUAGAAUUUCAAAAGGUCAUGGGGAACGUAGGCCUUCAAAAUACAAAUAUAAAUCUAAAACUUUGUUUAGUAAAGCCAAGUCAUACUACAGAAGAACACACUCAGAUGCAAGUGAUGAUGAGGCUUUCACAACUUCUAAAACUAAAAGAAAAGGAAGACAUCGUGGAAGUGAAGAAGAUCCACUGCUUUCGCCUGUUGAAACUUGGAAAGGUGGUAUUGAUAAUCCUGCGAUCACAUCUGACCAGGAGGUAGAUGAUAAGAAGAUGAAGAAGAAAACCCACAAAGUAAAGGAAGAUAAAAAGCAGAAAAAGAAAACUAAGACCUUCAAUCCACCAACACGUAGAAAUUGGGAAAGUAAUUACUUUGGGAUGCCCCUUCAGGAUCUGGUUACAGCGGAGAAGCCUAUACCACUAUUUGUUGAAAAAUGUGUGGAAUUUAUUGAAGACACAGGAUUAUGUACUGAAGGACUGUACCGUGUAAGUGGAAAUAAAACUGACCAAGACAACAUUCAAAAGCAGUUUGAUCAAGAUCAUAAUAUCAAUCUAGUAUCAAUGGAAGUGACAGUAAAUGCUGUGGCCGGAGCUCUCAAGGCUUUCUUUGCUGAUCUGCCAGAUCCUUUGAUUCCAUAUUCACUCCACCCAGAGCUAUUAGAAGCAGCAAAAAUCCCAGAUAAAACAGAACGUCUUCAUGCCUUGAAAGAAAUUGUUAAGAAAUUUCAUCCUGUAAACUAUGAUGUAUUCAGAUAUGUUAUAACACAUCUAAACAGGGUUAGUCAGCAAAAUAAAAUCAACCUAAUGACAGCAGACAACUUAUCCAUCUGCUUUUGGCCGACUUUGAUGAGACCUGAUUUUGAAAAUCGGGAGUUUCUGUCUACCACUAAAAUCCAUCACUCUGUCGUUGAAACAUUUAUUCAACAGUGGUCAGUUUUCUUUUACAAUGGAGACAUUGUAGAAACUACGAACACUGUGGCUCCUCCCCCACCCACAAAUCCAGGACACUUGGUGGAGCCAAUGGUGCCACUUCAGUUGCCACCACCAUUGCAACGCAGCUCAUUCAAACCCAGGCCGCAGACAGAUCCUCUUGGUAUUAUAUAA